AGCGAGCGUGUGCUCGCCCGUGAGGGUCUCGAGCGGACUGACAAUGGCAUGAAGCAGAGCAGCUGGCCAGAUGUCAUGCCCAUCAACCAAAAGAACUACUAUACGGACUACAUGAAACGGGACGACCAGAUCCUGCCCCUGCGACUCCAGAAUGAAGCCAACCGUGAUCGAAUCGUGCAAUCGGCCAAGGACCGAGACCGCGAGCGCGCCCUUAACCCCAGAGGCGAGGUGCCACUGCUGGCAGAAGAUGUGCAGGAGGAAAUGGGCGCCGCCGCAGAUGAGGACGGUACCGCUCCAGCCAAAAAUGAUCCCUCGCAUAUCAUUGUCAUCCACCCCGGCAGUCAAAACCUCCGCAUAGGUUUCGCAAGCGACGCGCUGCCCAAGACCAUACCCAUGACCCUAGCGACUCGAUUCCCGCAGACCGAAUCUGAGCAGUACGAGGCUCUGCCCAGACGGCAGUUCGAGGCCAAGACGUCCGAGGAGCAGUAUGGCGAGGAGUGGUCCAAGAAGUACACGAAGCAGUCCAGUGACCUGAAGAUCGACAUGCGCGCCAACAAGCGCAAGGUCCUGCCAAACUCCAAGGAGCUCGUUGUUAACUACAACCGGCGAGCAGACCCAGAGAUCAUACCCGUCCAUAACGAUCCUCUGCAGGUCGAGUGGACAGACAUCAAGUCGUUGGAGGAUCCAAACUCUGUCGCCUCGUGCUUUAUUGGCAAUGCGGCGCAGAGGGUGCCAGACGAUUCGAAUCCCAAGUUCAAGCUCUGGUGGCCCAUGCAGUGCGGCUGGCUUAACGAGGACGACUACACGAGCAAGGAGCAUCUGUACGACGACUUUGAGACCCUUCUCGACAAGACCAUCCGGCAAGAGCUUGGCUUGAACAAGAACAGCGCCUGGAAGCAAUACAGCUGCGUUUUUGUCAUCCCCGACCUCUACGACAAGAGAUACGUCGAACAGGCGCUCCGUUCUUGUAUGAACUGGUUCGAGUUCUCAAAGGUCUGCUUCAUACAGGAGAGCAUGGCUGCGACCUUCGGAGCAGGGUAUACGCAGGCCUGCGUUGUGGAUGUCGGCGCGCAGAAGACGUCCAUCACCUGCGUCGAGGACGGCCUGUGUCUGGAAGACUCGCGCAUCAACUUGAAGUACGGCGGCUACGACGUCACCGAGACGUUUAUCAAGAUGAUGCUGUUCGAUAACUUCCCCUACGCGGACAUCAACCUCCGGCGGCGGCACGACUUCCUUCUGGCCGAGGAGCUCAAGGUGAAGCACUGUACGAUGACACAGGCAGAGAUCUCGGUCCAGCUCUUCCAGUUCCACCUGCGCGCUCCAAACCAGCCCACACGGAAGUACCAGUUCAAGACAUACGACGAGGUCAUACUGGCCCCAAUGGGCUUCUACGACCCAGAGAUCUUCGACAACUCGACGAAGCUUCGUGGCCGCCGGAAGAUUAUCGACCGCUCCUACAACCCUUACGAGGUGGAGGUCCCUGACGACCCCUUGUCGGCGGCACAGACCAGUAUUCUGGCUUUGUCCAAGCCCUCGAUAAAUCAGCUGAACCAAGGGGUCAACGGCGCAGCGCCCGCAGCCGCCGAGUUUGCGACGCCGAUGAAGGAGAAGCCGAAUCCUUUCAACAACAUCGUCCGUGAUGGCACACCACAGGCCUCCAACGCCCCGUCCCCUGCGCCAGAGGGUGCCAGCACGCCGCCUCAAAUCCAGGCCACCCCGGCUCCGCAAGGAAUGUUCGCCGACCCCAGCGUGCCGGUGAGCAAGCUGCAGGCCAUCGAGCGGGACUCGGUGCUCCCCAUCGCGCCCCUGGACACGGCCAUCAUGAUAUCAAUACAAUACGCCGCCAAGGGUGACGAGAAGAAGACGCGCGACCUCAUGGGCUCCAUCAUGGUGAUUGGCGGCGGUGCCAAGAUUCCCCACUUCACCACGUACCUCGAGGAGAGGCUCCGCGCGCGGCGGCCCGACAUCGCGGAUAGAGUCCUGGUGUCGCGCAGCGCUAGGGACAUGGACGAGCAGGUGGUCGUCUGGAAGGGCGCCAGCGUCUUCGGAAAGCUCUCCAUGAACGACUCGUGGAUCACGCCCAUCGAGUACGAGAGGCUGGGGCCGAGGACGCUCCACCACAAGGUUCUUUGGUCGUGGUAAUAAAAGAUCAAGAGGCUACGGGACUUUAUAAAAGGUGGUGAGCAGAGCAUUGUCUCCAACAAUGAGAUUCCUUGCAGACCUGGGAAGAGAGAAAGAAGGGGGGGGGGGGGGGUUUAUUGUCAUUUUCAGAAGGGAUGAAUGGAGUUUGGCGUUGAUAUGCCAGGCAAAUGGGAUUUUUAAGGGGCUCCCACAUACAAACAGCCGGAAGAGCUCUCAGCGAUUUAUAGUGCGAGAUGGUGGUUAUGGAACUUUGACAUGCUUUUUUUAAGGGGUCAGCGAUUAGACAGAUCAUGGCCCAGGGGAGUACAUGGAGAAUGAAAUUCAAACUUGUUGCGUUCAAGACUGUACAGAGCACUAGGCAUGCAAUGGGCCAUUAAAAACAGAGUAUAGAAUCAUAAGAACC
Cryphonectria parasitica EP155 is the source of this 2545-nucleotide messenger RNA. RefSeq lists its product as uncharacterized. The transcript is spliced from 4 exons. Bases 49 to 2142 code for a protein of 697 amino acids. The record is from RefSeq and is a predicted model, not a curated record. NCBI's taxonomy places the organism in Eukaryota, Fungi, Ascomycota, Sordariomycetes, Diaporthales, Cryphonectriaceae. Gene Ontology annotation, biological process: regulation of DNA-templated transcription; double-strand break repair. Gene Ontology annotation, cellular component: Ino80 complex.